AUGGAGGAUGGUAGGAGGGAUGGCCGCGGGCGCAUGGUUUCGGGCCCUGUCGUCAACGUUGAUGGGCCGCCUUUACAGUCGGCGUGGCAAACUGCAAUCGCGGAUGGCAGCUUCGAAGACGAUGACGCCGAGGCGGUUAAAGGCCUGGGCAUCCUCGGGAAUGGGAGGCUUCAUGCCACCCGCGACCAGGAUCAUGGCAACCGUGGUAGUCAGCAUCUAGCCGCGGGUCACCAUUACACGAAGCGCCCAUCUCCAUACCCUCUAGGCCACGACCUCCAACAGCCUGUGCCCGGUUUCAACUUCGGACCGCUCUCAUCUCAGGCGCCGGCUGCGGCGAGGCUCCAGCCACAGAUCGCAAAGGGAAAACAGACGGACCAGAAUGAACCGGCAACCAACGUAGCAAGCAAGAAGCGCCAGGGCCAGCAGCAAGAUGUUGUGGCCCACGUUGACAAGAAGCGUCGGGCAACUAGCGUUGCGUCUUCGGGUCAGUCGAUACCCAGCCCGAGGCAGCCCAUCACAACUAGCUACCGCCUUCCUUCGCGGCCUCCUCCGGGACUGCUCUCACCCACCCCCAACAAAAUUGUGGACAUCUCCAAGAGGCUACCUGGAGUGGAGAUAUUGCACAAGUGUAUGGCCCAGCUUCUAGCGCCUUCCCCUGAGCCCGCAACCGGAGCGCUCGUUACCUGGUGUCGCCCUCCACAGGCGGAGGAGCCAAUGUUCCUUGUGCUUGUGGGCAUGGAUAUUCGCCAUCAGUAUCCUAUCACAUUCUGGAAGUCCCAGUGGAGCGGCGGCCCGGAGACUGUCUUCAUCACGCUCAAGGAGGGCUCGGGGGCGGAAGUUACGGUUGGGCUGAUGUUCCCAGCCCAGCCAGCUGCCGACGCCUUUCUCCAGUUCUCUCGCAAGCUCAUCGAGAAGGCCAAGAGUCAACCCAAGGCCACCUCACAGUCUCUCGAGCCUGUGGCCAGUAAUGCCCCAGCGACUAGCGCGUCUCUGCCGCAGAUCCAGAUCACGCCGCCUUCGUCUGGUACAUCGGAAGCCACCCAGCCAUCUCAGGGCAGCCAAAACCUGCAGCCUCAAAAGAGGCUCAUCGCCAACAUCGUCGGCACUGCUCAAACCAGCCAACCCGCGUCGAACAUCAUUCGCAAUGGACAGGUUGCGGCUGUCAACCAGAUGGCCAAGCCAAAGGCAGAGGGUUCAGAGGUCAAGGUUCCAGUGGAGGAGGCAUUCUGUCUAAUCUCCGUCGACUCCGUUCCGGCCACAACGACACCCAAAGCCUGUGAAAAGAAGGCUUCGUAUACGAACGAACUCUUUGGCCUGUCUAUAUGGGAUGAGGACACUAUGAAGACUGGACAGCAGCCCGGGAAGGAUUGCUUCCCUGCUUCCCUGAAUCCCCAGGCUGCUGUUGCCAGUCCCACUGCUGCUGAGAACGCGAGCGAAGUCUUUUCUCGAUGCAAGACCAUCAUCUCACAGACCUCGGACAUCCUCCGCCUGGAUCCCAUGGCUGGUAUAUCUGUUGAUGAGGACAUGCGCCGGCGACUUCUGGGCGAAAUCGCCGAGAAGUUCAGUGGUAUCAACAAGGGUCAAAAGGGCUAUGUGGUCUCUAUGCUGCUGCGCCUAUUCGACACAGUCAUGCGCCCUGACGGCCUGCGGUACUCCGCCGAAGAGCUUGUGAAGCUUCGGGCUGACGCGGCAUUGCCUUCUGGGUGGGUGUGCCAUAAUGUGCGCGCCGACCUAUCGUCCUGCGUCAGCGACGGUGAUGAUGAGGAGCCUGUGCAAGGUAUUGCGGAUCUCCGGAAGCAGCUCGACCGCGUGGCGGGCAAGCAAGCCGAGCUUGCCAAAGCACAGGCGCAGGCGGAGCUGCAGGCCGUGGCUACGGCGCAGCCAAGCACUCAGGAUGAGCUAGCCCCCGCCAAGAGACCUGAGAACUCGCGUUGGGCCGCCAUCGCUCCCAAGGGUGGUGCCUUGAACGAUCUGGUCGCACUUGUUCCUCGCAUCAACCCGGCCAGCCCGGAGACUCAGGUCAACAACAUUCAGACCCCAGCAGUGCUCCCGCCACAGGGACUCGCGGUAGAUUCGAUGGAUGCCCUCGACAUGGUUUUCAGGGGUCUCUCCUUGGCAGCCGUUCCCUCGGCUCGCAACACUGUGGCGGAAACCCCGGGUAAUGUUUUCAACAACAGCAACGGCAACGCCCCCACAAACAACAGCGGCACUUACCUGCUCCAAGGUGCCAGCAUGAUAUAA
Molecule: messenger RNA, 2241 nt
Organism: Gaeumannomyces tritici R3-111a-1
Lineage: Eukaryota; Fungi; Ascomycota; Sordariomycetes; Magnaporthales; Magnaporthaceae
Exons: 2
Coding region: 1-2241 (746 amino acids)
Source: RefSeq, a predicted model, not a curated record